GAAUGAAAAUCCGAGUCUGACUUGGGCGAGGCUUCGUUUUGAGUGUUUGUCAUCAUCAAGCUAUUUUCAAAUAAGAAACGAAUUUUAAAAUGAAACUGUGAUAAAUAAAGUCUGCAAAACACGUGUCCAAUAAGACAAUACUAAUUUCGGUUGGUGACAUGAAAAUAAUGAUAUUAAAUUUUUCAUUGUUUCAUAGAAAAUGAAGUGUGUUUUGUUAAUACUCGCUCUGACGAGUACGGCGAGGAGUCAGGGUCCCGAUUCUAUUGGUACGUUUAAUCCAAACUAUCCUCAACAACCUUACCAGGAUAACAACCAAAAUGGAAGUCUAUAUCGUCCAAACUCUCAGGUACCCUAUGGCAGCUUUCCUGUGAACGGUAACGAUUACAAUUCGGGCCAGAGUUCGUUUUAUCAAGACAAUUUUAACUCUGAUAAUUACGGUAACAAUGAUAACGAGGUUGACCCUCAAAACACGGCGACGUAUUACGCCGGUUUGGACUACGAGGAGAGAUAUAGGUGUCCGCCUAAUUGGAUCAGGUUCCGGGAGUCAUGUUACCGUUUCACUAAAUCACCGGACCGCCCACGAAAUGAGGCCCGUAAAAUUUGUUUAGCAUAUGAAGCCGACCUGGCGUCGGUCAAUAGCCCUGAAGAGCAUGGUUUUAUUAUCACAAAUCUAAUGAGAUUAGACCCACAGAAGGGUUCAUGGUACAUUGGUGCUCAUCAACAGUCCCCAGGGUAUUGGUCUAAUGAUGCUGAUGGUUCACAAUUGACUGGAUUAGAGAAUGCAUUUUUCAAUGAUCAUUCACAAAUAUACACAAGUUAUAACAUACUGCCUCGUGACUACUUAGUGUACAAAUUCUCACACCAGGAUGGUCGCUGGGGACUGUCCCCUGUUGAGGGCACACAGUACUAUCAUUUCAUUUGUGAAGGACAGACACAGAGACUGCAUUACCUUAUUGAAGAAGAAAGAUCUUUCACUUAUGGACUAGAAACUUAUGAUCCCGAGAGGAUUCCUAGAGGGCCUUACUUUAUAAAGGAGCCAGUUGAUACCAUAUAUGAUCCUAUGAGGAACUACCAUGUUCAGUUGACCUGUAUUGCUGGUGGGUACCCCGCACCUGUCUACAAAUGGUACAGGGAAGAAUAUCAAGUAGACAACCCUGUCUAUACUGAGAUUGAUCCAUUAGUUGAUACCAGAUUUGUGCUCAGUGGUGGAACACUCAUGAUUUACACUCCUGACACUGAUAAAGACAAUGCGAGAUAUCACUGCACAGCUUCCAAUAAAUUUGGUACUAUCCGGUCAGAGUCAGUGCGCUUAUCUUUUGGUUUUAUUAGAGAGUUUAAUCAAAAGAGAUCUGUUGAAAGUGGUAAUCAAUACUGGGGUAAAGUGAUGUACUGUGAUCCACCAUCCUAUUAUCCUGCAGUGAACUUCUUAUGGGCCCGUAACUAUUUCCCUAAUCUUGUGGAAGAAGACAAGCGAGUCUUUGUGUCUUAUGAUGGUGGACUCUACUUCUCUGCCUUAGAGACCAUUGACAGGGGUAACUACAGUUGUAAUGUCAUGAGUAAGGUGUCUGAUGCAGGCCGCAAUGGACCUUUCUUCCCAUUGUAUGUUUAUCCCCAUUCUGAUUAUCAGCAUCUUAAAUUCCCCAAUAAUUUCCCGAAAGUGUUCCCUGAAGCACCAGUAGUGGGACAGGAAGUCCGCUUAGAAUGUGUCUCUUUUGGUUAUCCAGUUCCUUCUUACAACUGGACCAGGAGGAAUGGCAAUAUGCCAAAGAGGGCACGUCUGAGUAAUUAUGACCGUGUCCUGACAAUACCCAAUGUUGGAGUAGAAGAUGAAGGAGAAUACAUUUGUGAUGUUAAGAAUGACCGGGCACAUAUAUCUAACAGUGUCUUCCUGAAGGUCCAAGCUAAACCUAACUUUACUAUUCCCCUAGCAGAUAAGCAUAUGGACAAUAAAGGUGAAUUACAUUGGAAUUGUGAGGCAUUCGGUAUUCCAGAUGUGAACUAUACUUGGUGGAAAAAUGGGCAGAAAUUGACAAUGGAUACUCUCGAGCCUGAUGAUAGAGAUCGAUACGUAAUUCAAGAUAAUGUAUUAAUUAUUAAAUAUUUAGACCCAACUAGAGAUCCAGGAAUGUAUCAAUGUGAAGCCAAAAACCAGCUGAAAGCCAGUUAUUCCACAGGACAGUUACGCGUAUUGUCAUUAAAACCGUCGUUUAAGAAGCGCCCACUUGAGUCUGAAACCUACGGUUCUGAGGGCGGUAAUGUUACGUUAAAAUGUAACCCUGAGGCUGCUCCUAAACCCACAUUUACUUGGAAAAAAGAUAAUAUCGUAAUCGGUGCUGGAGGCAAGAGAUUUAUUGCUGAAUCUGGAAACCUUAUAAUUCGACAGCUAUCUAGAGAUGACGAAGGCGUUUAUACUUGCGUGGCUAAAAACCAAUAUGGAACUGAUGAAAGUAGAGGACGGCUAAUAGUACUGCGCGCUCCACGCUUCCUUGAAAGACUUCCUCCUAGAAUCACAACACAAGUUAAUCAAGUGGUCUUCUUACAUUGUAGCGCUGAAAUAGAUCCGAUGUUAGAUACAGCGUAUCUCUGGAAUCACAACGGCAUUCGUAUGAAGGAAGCCGCAGAUCUGUAUGCUGAUAAAAGGAUAAAAAUCGAUGGAGGAGAACUGACUAUCCUAAACGUCAGUUUAUCUGAUGUCGGAGACUACGAGUGUGUGGUAAAGUCAGCUAUUGGACGGAUAUCUUCCCACACCCAGCUGCGUAUAGAAGGACCACCGGGACCUCCCGGUGGUUUGCAGACCCUCAAUAUCCAACGAUCUUCUGUUACACUGGAAUGGACGGACAGCAAUUCUAAUGGUCGUCCAAUCCUUAGUUACAUGGUCACUGGUCGCACACACUGGAAUGCGACAUGGUAUGUGAUCAGUGAAAACGUCGCCAACGUUAUAGAAAUUGACCGAUACAAUGGACGUAAACGUGCGACGAUAGUGACGACACUAAUGCCGUGGGCAAUUUAUGAGUUUAGAGUACAAGCCGUAAACCAAUUGGGUCCUGGAAAGCCUUCAGCGCCUAGCCCACAAUUCUCUACUCCUGCCGAUAAGCCGUACGAAGCGCCCGCUAACGUGGGAGGCGGCGGUGGCAAAACCGGUGACCUCACUAUUACAUGGAAUCCGUUACCAUCGUCUCUACAGAAUGGACCUGGAAUUUAUUACAAGAUAUUCUGGCGCCGCAAUGGUACGGAGGUGGAAUUCCAGUCGUUGUCUCUUAAGAAGUAUGGCAAUAUCGGGACUUACGUGGUUCACAUAUCGACAACUUAUUUCUACACUCCGUAUGAUGUCAAAGUGCAAGCUUUUAACGACAUCGGCGCAGGUCCAGAGAGCCAAGUGGUGACAAUAUACUCCGCAGAAGACAUGCCACAGGUCGCUCCACAGAUGGUGUACGCGAGGUCAUUCAACUCUACGUCUUUGAAUGUGACAUGGAACCCCAUCGACCAGUCUCGAGAGAGACUGCGCGGCAAGCUGAUCGGUCAUCGUCUCAAGUACUGGAAGCAGGCGAACAAGGAAGAAGAAUGUAUUUACUACUUGUCCAGAACGACGCGCAACUGGGCUCUUAUCGUGGGACUGCAACCCGAUACUUAUUACUUUGUAAAGGUAAUGGCGUUCAACUCUGCGGGCGAGGGACCGGAGAGCGAGAGGUACUUGGAGCGAACGUUCCGUAAGGCGCCACAGAAGCCGCCAGCGUCCGUCAAUGUAUGGGCGUACAAUCCGACGACCGUCCGCGUCGUGUGGCGAUACGUGCAGCCUACUGAUGAGGAAGAACCUCUGCUCGGAUAUAAGGUGAGAGUGUGGGAGAUAGAUCAAGAUAUGAGCACAGCCAAUGACACAAUAGUCCUCGUGGAGCAUAAGCUGGAGGCCUACGUUACGAAUCUCACGCCAGGCAAGUCCUACAACUUGCGUGUCCUCGCGUACUCGAAUGGUGGUGACGGCAGAAUGUCUUCGCCAGCUAUCACCUUCCAAAUGGGAGACUACCACACCGACGCCUACAGUUACUCGGCACGAAGCUCCGCCCAAAAUCUACAUGUACAAACUGUAGUGUUACUCACUUCUAUUCUUUUAUUUCUCUCUCUUAAAUGGGUAAUUUCGUGAUGGCAGCUUUACAGUUAUGUUGGCAGCUAAGGCAGUACUAUAAAAUAAUUAUGUAUUUCUUUUUAUCAAUGCUGAAGCAUUCCUUUUUUUUUUGUUAUCUGAUAUUCGGUUGUGAUAUGUAUCCGGCCAUUACUUUCGUUCAAAAUCGGAACUCUAAUGAUAUUACAUUUAUAAUUUUAUUUGGUUUAAAAACUAUACUUAGUAACUAUGUAUGUAUUUAGGACUUCUAAGUUAGAUUUAUUUGUGUCUUGUGCGUACAUAAAUUUAUGUGUUUGUUUCAAUUCCAACCGCAAUCUCAAUAUUUAUCUCGAAUAGCACAAAACGACAGCGACUUUUCUGGCGGCUUUUCUGUUAAAAACAGGCAAAUGUGUUGAUAAUAGGUGAUAAGUCAUAACAGUAACUAAACUGUUAAAGUAGUUUUACAUUUGUCUCUUAAUAUGUAUAUUCUGCUAUUUUUAUAUUACAUGAUUACCUGUCAAUUGUUUUAUUGACAAUAAGUAAUUUAUGACAUUUUAAUAUAAGAUUUUAAUUAAGCAGAAUUUUUAUAUAAAGUUCUUUAAUGUUAGGUCCAUAUCAGAUAGGAUAGAUUAAGGAUAAUAUUUUGUAAUUUGUAUCAGCUAUCUACAACGUAGCUACCACCAAUCCGAGCCAUUAUAUCAUUGAUCUGAUUUAUUUUUUUAUAUAAACUUUAUUUUUAUAUUUAUACAAGUGUUCAAAUAUGUUUUAAACAUUUAUUUUAAUUUUUUAGUGAACUAAAAGGUAUUAUUUUUAUAUGGCUAUUAAUUACAAUUGACAGUGACUGAUUCACGAUAAUUUCAAUGCAUUAUGGAACUGUAAUAAUUUGGUUCAUAUUUUGUGUUUAAUAUUAAAAAGUAAGAUAUUAUGACGUCAUAAAGACUACUUAUUACGAUUGACAUAAGUAGUACACUACCGUACCCGCCUAACGUUUGCCUGCUGAGUGAAUCAAUAUUUCCGAUUCUUGUUGUAGUGUACUAGAUGUAAAGAUAUGAAAUGCCUUAUAAAUGUUAAAAAUAUCAUUGUAAUAUGUAUCUGUUUCCAGUAAAAAUUUUAUGAAA
Molecule: messenger RNA, 5214 nt
Organism: Spodoptera frugiperda (fall armyworm)
Lineage: Eukaryota; Metazoa; Arthropoda; Insecta; Lepidoptera; Noctuidae
Gene: Cont
Product: contactin
Exons: 3
Coding region: 200-4138 (1312 amino acids)
Biological process (GO): cell-cell adhesion
Molecular function (GO): protein binding
Source: RefSeq, a predicted model, not a curated record